This is a messenger RNA of Fusarium sp. VM40, 1431 nucleotides long. The record is from the annotation of a GenBank genome assembly. Lineage: Eukaryota; Fungi; Ascomycota; Sordariomycetes; Hypocreales; Nectriaceae.
AUGCAUUCUCUUCUAUCUUUCACCACUCUCUUGGGUGCUUUGACUGCCCAGGUCUCGGCCUCUCCCGCCGAGCUGAACAAGAGACUCGGUCUCAGCCUCCCUCCUCUGAUCCCCAAGAUUCCAGGUGUUACUGAACCUCUGGCCGACAACGCCCCUCCGCUGCCAAUUCUUCAACUUCCCACUCCUCCCUUGGACAGUCUUCCUUUCAAGACCUCCAACAUCAAGCCAAAGAAGAUUGGCUACUUCUGGACUGGAGCUGGUGAUAACAAGCACGCUGAUUUCUUGAUUACGGCCAGUCUUGAUGAUGACACGUUCGGGGAGAUUAUCCACAUCACGGACGUCAACACCAGUGGUAACUCGCCCCACCAUCUCGGCAGUUCCCUCGAUGGAAAAACCUUGAUUGGUGGUGGUCUGCUAUCCCUUCUGAAGACUCAGGACACAGCCUUCUAUUUCGACACCUCCAACCCAUAUGCCCCCAAGUUCGAUCACAGCAACCGUGGCAUCCUGGGCUCUAUCGUCGAUGAGAUCCGAGCCAAGCCCGAAGGCGGCUUCUUCAUCACCUACAUGGGUAGUGCUGUUGGCACUUCUCCCGGUCGCCUUAUCGAGACUGAUGCCAAUGGCGACAUCAUCCACGAAUGGCCAGAGGAUGUUGAGAGUACACUCAAUGUGCUUGAGAAACAGUUCUCUCCUCAUGGUCUCGCCGUCAACUUUGACAAGGAUAUUAUUCUUACUUCUGACUUUGUUGUGCCCAUCACCAUCCUCAAGCCCACUCUAGGUAUCAAGAAGGCAGAUACCCUCCGCCUCUGGGAGCUCAAGACUCGCAAGAUCAUCUCCACCAUCACCAUUCCUGAUGGCCAGGGUAUCCAAGAUGUCAAAUUCAUCCCGGGUAAUAAGGAGAGUGCUGCUCUAGCUACCGCCGUCGGUCCUGGCCAGGUCUGGAUCAUCUAUCCCUUCCGCAAAGACUCUAAGGGUAACCAAGGUGUCGCCGAGCUUCUUUACGAUCUCGGUGAUAAAGCCAAGGAGUCCCUUGCUAUCUACUCGGACAUCUCUGAUGACGGCAAGUUCGCCUACUUCACCAUUACCCUCGGAAACCAUGUCGCUGCUCUUGAUAUUUCCGAUCUCGAUAAUGUCAAGCGUCUGGAUGAUCCUGAUGAGGACCAGCCAAUCGUUGGCCCUCACUAUGUCAAGAUCUCUCCCGAUAAGAAGAACCUACUCGUCACUGGCUACUUUGUGCAGGGCGGAGAUAUCUCAAUUGUCAACACUCCCGGUGAUUACAAGGGUCACUGGAUCGAUAUCAACGACGAUGGGUCGCUCAGCUUCAACCGUACCAUUGAUUUUGAGAAGAUCUUCACCAAGACUCGUGGCGGUGCCCGACCCCACAGUGUUGUCAUCUUUGACCUCACAGACCCCAAGAACCCCAUCUACUAUUGA